AUGGCGACCAAACCCGAUGAGAAAAUCGCAGUUCUGGAUGUUAAAUUAAAGCAGUUACUUAUUACAUGUGGGAGAACCGAAUCUGUGUUAGAAUCGACGAAAGAUAUCGCAAUAAAUCGCCAAAUAGAGUCGCUAAAAGCGCUUUCGAAAGAUGUUGAACAAUCGCGUCGCGAAGUCGAGCUACUAAAAAUUACAAACGACGAACCAGAAGAUGAAAUAACGACAUGGAAUGCCGAAGUUGAAGAGAAAUUAUCGAAGGCAGAUGAGGAUAUUAAGCGACUCGAGAAAUGGCAAGACGAAUACAAGCAAAAGAAAGAAUCCAUAGCGCGAGAAGAGCAGUUCAAGUUUGAAAUGAAGCUUCACGAAACUAAAUUACAACUUCAAUCGGAACAGAAUACGAAAGUUUUGGGUAAACAAACCAUUGGAGCGGAGAAAGAAGUUGCCGUAAAGCUGCCAAAGCUAGUAAUAACGAAGUUCGACGGGUCAUUUACCGACUGGAAUCGGUUUUGGGGGCAAUUCAGUGAAUCUAUAGAGAAAUCUGGCAUCGCAAACGUUGUGAAAUUUUCGUAUCUAAAAGAGCUACUUGGCGACAAAGUACGACGUGACGUCGAGUCACUUCCGUUUACUUCCGAAGGUUAUAAUCGGGCGAAAGCUAUAUUGUGUGAGAAAUACGGGAAAGAAAGCGAGAUCGUGAAAGCAUAUAGUAAGAACAUACUAGAUUUACCGUUAAUAACAUCGAAUAACCCAAAAAGGAUCAGCGAGUUCAGCGAAAAGUUAACGUACUGUGUACAGUCCUUGCAGACUAUGAAAAAGUUGGAUGGCGUGAAUGGUCUGACCUCAUUGACACUUGACAAAUUACCGGCGAUUCGGGGAGAUUUGGUAAGAUCAGAUAAGGAAUGGGAGUCUUGGGAUCUGGACAAACUUGCAGAAGCCUUGCGGCUGUGGGUGCGCAGGAAUCCAGUUGAUACAUCACAUCGUGAUCGGGACGAAGAGCAAGAGAAGAAGAGACGAGAGAUGAAACUGUUUCAUUCUCGUCUAGGACGGGGUUGUGUAUAUUGUGAUUCUAGUGAUCACAAAGCUAAUGACUGUCAGAAAGUAACAACAGUCGCUGAUCGCAAACAAAUCCUUGCCAAGAAACAUCUUUGCUUCAACUGUGCUCUCGGGAGCCACCAAGCAGCCAAAUGUCAGAGUAAAAAUUCGUGCCAAAAGUGUGGUAAGCGGCACCACACAUCUAUAUGUGAUAAAUCGACUACAUCAGAGGAAAGAAAAAUCGCUUUGACCGCAAAUGAAGUAGGAGAGGGGGUAUUCCCAGUAGUCUUGGUGAAAGUAGACGGGAUAACAACGCGAGCACUUAUUGACAGUGGGUCCAGCAGCUCCUAUGUUUCAGCGAAAGUUGCAGAUAUGAUGAACAAGAAGCCAAGCGAACGUACGACAAGACAGGUGGAAAUGUUGAUGGGGACACAUACUACUCAAUUGGAACUCUAUGAUGCUGAGCUCUCCUCCAUCGAUGGUGAGUUUAAAAUGGAUGCGAAAUUGACAAAAGUGAACAAGUCUCAAUUGCUAACAAUACCCAAUCCACAAUACCAACGAAUGGCAGCGACAUAUUCCCACCUACAACCAGUCGACAUUGCGGACAAGGAUACCAAAGAUCAACUACCUAUACAUAUAAUCCUCAGCGUGGGGGAUUAUGCCAAGAUCAAAACAAAUACAAAGCCACUCAUUGGGAAAACCGGGGAACCCAUCGCGGAACUUACUCGAUUUGGAUGGUUCCUCAUGUCUCCAGGUAAUGAGUUUGACAGACGAACAAUGUUAUUGACACAAACCAGUCAACUCGACUACGAGCAGCUCUGCCGCCUUGAUGUACUGGGUCUAGAAGAUUCAUCGGAACAUGAUCAGAAGAUAGUACAUUCAGAAUUUAAAGAGCAAUUACGGCGUUCGCCAGAAGGAUGGUAUGAAACUGGCUUACCUUGGCGCAGCAAUCACCCGGUACUCCUUUCGAACAAGACCGGAAGCCUGCAUCGCCUGAAUGGUUUGACCAAGAAAUUGCAACGUGAUGGCUUGACUGAGCAAUAUGACAAUAUAAUUCGUGAACAAGUGGAAGCAGGGAUUGUGGAAAAGGCACCGGACAUGCCAGUGAAUAAAGAAUUCUAUAUACCACACAAGUGUGUUGUCAAGGAAAAGUCGGAGACGACCAAAUUACGUAUAGUAUACGAUGCUUCAGCACGUGCAACGCCGGACAGUCCAUCCCUGAACGAAUGCCUGCACAGCGGUCCAUCCCUGCAAAACAAGCUCUGGGAUGUCCUGAUCCAGCAACGAGUUUUUCCUGUAAUGGUUUCGGCAGAUAUUCGUCAAGCCUUUCUACAGAUACGAGUGAGAGAAAAUGAAAGAGAUGCCUUGCGGUUUCAUUGGCGGAGAAGUGAAAUGGACGUGGUAGAAACAUUUCGUUUUGCGAGGGUAUUAUUCGGUUUAGCUCCAUCACCGUACCUGCUCGAAGGGGUCCUUGAAAGUCAUCUCGACGCAUGGGCUGACAGAUAUCCUGAUGAGGUUGCACUGCUACGCCGUAGCAUGUAUGUUGAUGACCUGUUAACGGGAGGGAGAACUGUCCAAGAAGUACAGACGAGGAGAGAGAUAGCGAAGGAAAUAUUACAUGAUGCCACUUUUGAGCUUCACAAAUGGAACUCAAACAUUCCACAAUUAGAAGAUGAUGCAUCCCCAGAAGAUCACCGAGAGCAAUCCUACGCGAAGCAGCAACUUAUGGUCAAAUCGAGUGAAACUAAGCUACUAGGGCUGAAGUGGGAUAAACGUAAGGACACCCUAGCAGUGACAUUUCCGGACGAUGAAGUGCAGAAAACGAAGCGUGGGGUAUUGAGCAAGCUGGCGAAAGUAUACGAUCCGUUGGGGCUGGUUUCACCGGUGACUCUCGAAGGAAAGCAAAUAUACCGAGACGUGUGCGACGCAAAGACAUCUUGGGACGUGAACCUUGACGGUAAACUCCUGGAAAGAUGGGUGAAAUGGGAACGCUCCUUACCAUUGGAACAAACGGUACCGAGAUCAAUCGUGAAUCACCAAGAAGAAGUUACAGAAAUCGAACUGCACACCUUUGGUGACGCAUCCAUUCAAGGUGUUGGGGCUGCAGUAUACGCUGUUGUCAGACAACCAUCGGGGACAACUCAACAACUAGUGACGGCUAAGAGCAGAUUAGCGAAGCGAAGCUUGACUGUACCAAGGUUAGAGUUGGUUGGUGCACACAUGGCCACCAACCUGGCAGUAAAUGUUCGUAACGCCCUUCCGAAUGUUCCAGUGCCAUCUAUUCAUGCAUGGACCGACAGCAUGGUUGCGCUACAUUGGAUAUGUGGAAAUGGAAUGUACAAACAAUUCGUAGCCAAUCGUGUGGCCAAAAUCCAAGCGCACCCGGAAGUCCAGUGGCGGUAUGUGCCCACAUACGAUAAUCCUGCUGACAUAGCAAGUCGUGGAGGAAAAAUCUCAUCUUCAGAGCUAUGGUGGACUGGACCAGAAUGGCUCCAAGAUCCUUCUCAAUGGCCAGAUAACCCAGUGGUACAGACGUCGCCUGAAGCGGAAGCAGAAGCGAAGGUGAUUCGUGAAGUCCUAUGUGUGUCCAAAUCAGAACCAGCAUCUGACGAAUUUGACGAUAUCCUUGGACGAACCAGCUUUCGUAGAACUCUGCGGAUUUGUGCCUGGAUGAACCGAUUCAUCCACAACUGUAGAUAUCAAGAUAAGAGAGUCGGACCCUUGGCUACAGAAGAAGUUGAAGCUGCAAAGGAAUGGUGGAUCAAGCGAGUACAGUUGCGGGACAGCUUGCAAACCCAUUACCCGGAAACCAGCGCUCGUUUAGGCCUCGAACGAACUGAACGUGACAUCAUGGUAUGCAAAGGGAGAAUCCAGGGAAGUUAUCCUAUUUACCUUCCGCAUGAUGCAGUAUUUACAAGGAAGCUAAUUCAGCGCGUACACUGUGAAACGCUCCACGGGGGAGUGGGGAUUACCAUGGCCGCAGUGAGAGAGUGUUAUUGGGUCCCUCGACUUAGAUGUUUAGUUAAGAAAGUACGCGGUGAUUGCUGGGGUUGUAAGAGAUUCCGUGUGAGAGCAGCAACCGUACCAGUUCCGGGACUUCUACCAAAGGACAGAACUAAUCCAGGAACUGCCUUUGAAGUGGUCGGUAUAGAUUUCGCGGGACCAGUGAAAUACAAGAAAACGGCGAAAACAGAAGGAAAGGCAUAUUUGGCAAUAUUCGCUUGCAGCCUGUCAAGAGCCAUUCAUUUGGAGCUUCUGCAAAACCUCGAGACGCCCACAUUUCUCGUAAGCCUGAAGAAGUACAUCGCCCGCCGUGGGCGCCCGCGAGUAAUAUAUUCUGAUAACGGUGGAACAUUCGUGAAGGCGAGUGCCUGGUUAAAGCAAAUACGUAAGGAUGAACGAAUACGUGGGCUAGUUGAGGAAUACGAGAUAACAUGGAAGUUCAAUCUCAGCCGCGCCCCGUGGUGGGGCGGCCAAUUUGAAAGGUUAAUCGCAGUGGUAAAGUCGGCAAUGUACAAGGUUGUUGGAGGAGGAUUCUUGACGUGGGACGAACUAGCUGAACUGAUGUUAGAUAUCGAAAUACAGAUAAACCGACGACCCUUAUCAUACAUGGAGGACGAUGUGGAAUUGCCAACCCUAACCCCAUCUACAUUCUUGUACCAACGUUCAAACCAUCUACCCAUCGAAGAGUCAUGGAGAAUCGAAAGUCAUGAUCUUAGGAAACGAGCUAAGUACCUUCUUGCCUGCAAGAACAACCUGUGGAAACGUUGGAAGAGGGAAUAUCUAACGGCACUGAGAGAAAGACAUAGUAUGAUUCAUGCGAGAACGAAGUUCUGUCCCAAAUCUGGAGAUGUGGUCAUAGUGUUGAGCGACAACAAGAAUCGGGGAGUGUGGCCUUUAGCUGUGGUCGAAGAAACCUUUCCUGGCAAGGACGGAGUCGUGAGAGCUGUGCGGCUCAAGACAAAGAACGGGGUACUGGAAAGACCGGUGCAGUACUUAUAUCCCAUGGAACUGAGUUGUGACGAGUUUUCAAAGAAACCAACGAAGCUGAAUGCUGCAGCACCAAAGUUUGAACCUCGACCGAGCAGAGCAGCUGGCGAAGCAGCGCGUAUACGUAUUCAAGAGAUGGCAGAAGAAGGCGACAUAUGAACAUAUGAACAAAUCGAACACGCAGAUUUUAAUCUAUAUUUACAUUGAGUUAAAGUAGGAAAGUUGCAAAACAAUUAUUAUUGGCUAAACUGUGAAAUAAUAUACAUCCCCCUGGGAAUGUAUAUGGGGGAGUGUGUCGGAGAUUGUGACGAACACUCGCGUGACCGGAAGUAAACUGCUAUAAUUCAGCCAAUAGUAGGGCUGCAUUUACAUGUGCUUAUAUAGCGAAAUAUUUUGUUGUUGACAGAGAGAGUUUUUGUGAGAUUACCGAUAUAUAGCGAAGAUAUAUCAUUAAAACUUUAUUUAAAUAUCGAUACGAGUGAUUUUUCGUAGAUACGUACUCUGGAGGCGAGUAAUUUACGAAAAUCAUAGCUAUUUUGAUCAUUCCAUUGAUAGAUAUACUUCAGUAUUGCAUGCACGUUUGCGUUUAAACUGUUGUGCGUUGAACUACUAUCUAUUUAGAAUAAAGCGUACUUUAACACCCGACUGUAUUUGUGGUGCUGGCUGUGAAACAGUAGCUCAUUACCUGUUAAAAUGCCCACGGUAUGCUGCUCUAAGAUCAAUCUUACUCUCGGCUGCUGCACAAGUUUAUGGUGAUAGCUGGUGUCAUUUAUCUGACAUGAAAAAAGUGAAUAUACUUAUGUUUGGUUCAUCUAACUUAGAACUCAAAGACAAUACUGUGAUAUUUGAGUAUGUUCAACAAUAUAUUAGGGAAUCUAAACGUUUUCUUUAAUUUCGUCAAAGCUAUCAUCUUUCGUUGUUUAAUUAAUUUAUUAUGUGUGUUUCUAUAUAUCUGUCUUGAACUUUGUAAAAUCAAUGUAAAUGUAACUAUAUGUCUGUCUAGUCUAAUGUAAUAGUAAAUGUAACGUAAGCCCCUAGAUGAGCCUAGUGCUCUUGGGUAAACGUUAAUAAUAUAUAUGUUUAAAUAAAAUAAUAUACUUCACGAACGAUCAUUAUUAUCUCCAGGAUGAUAUUUAUGAACUUGUAAUUAAUAUUGUUAUACAGUAUAGUCAAGUACUUUCAUAUGAAAAGUUAUAUUAAGUAUUUCACAUUGAAAUGGAAAUAAAUAUGUAUUACCAAAUUAUUCGUACUUGUUUUUUUCUAACUUCGUGAUAUUCGUACUGAAACUUUAAGUGUUUUUUAUUGUUGCUAUGUUUCUCUUUCCAGUUGCAUUUUUCACAUCUGCUUCUGGUUAUGUCGAAAUAAAUGUAUAAAAUUCACUCGAAAUUUCCAUCUACAAAACCCUUCAACAUUCGAGUGAGAUUUCCCCAAAAUUUAACAAACCCAUGAACCAUAAAUGCCAUAAGUAUUACCCAUUACUCAUAGAUAUUUACUCAUCUAAUCUAAUCUAAUCUAAUCUAAACCUUACCAGAGUAUCACCUUAGUAUAUACAUAGUUAAUAGAGGAGAUGGUUUGGAAACUCGUUAGCAUUACAAUAAAAUCACAAUAAACCUCAUUAUCUAUGUUGUUCAGGUUUAUGCAACUUUCAUCGUCACGUGCGUAUUGUAUUUUAUUUUCCUCAAGUCAACCAAUAGGAAUGUUCAAAAUGUCCUAUUGUUAAAGUCAUGGAUGGGCAAUUGGACAAAACCGUUGCUAUUUGCUGGUUGAGCAAAAAUACAAUACGCACGUGACGAUGAAAGACCACAUUUUUGCAUAAACCUGAACAAAAACAUAGAUAGCGAGGUUUAUUGUAAUCCUGGUUAAGCCUGGCGCACACAAUGCGAUUUUAGUCGGCCGAUAAAAAUCGUUUGACAUACCGAUAUACAUCGGUAUACUCCGCACACGAUUACGAAAAAAAUACGCUCCCUGAACUGUAGCCGCCAUGUUGCCAAAUAAAUACAAGCACGUGAUCACAGCAUGAAAUCUGAUUGGUUAUACUUAAAAUUCCACCGAUAAAAAUCGUAUAAUAUCAAAACGUUUUGUCCGAUUAAAAUCGAGCAACAAAAAUCGGUUAAAAAUGACACCGCACACACAACGAUUUUGUUAGUUUUAGUCAAACGAUUUUUAUCGGCCGACUAAAAUCGCAUCGUGUGCGCCAGGCUUUAGGUGUAAUAAAUGCAUAAAUUCACACUUGAAAUUCCAUCUGCAUGUCUGUUGUUAUUUAUUUAUAACUUCUUAUUUAUGAAUAAUAUAAGUACUGUUUAAUAAACAAGCAGGAGUGUUUUAUUAGGUUUAAAGCCACGAGCGCGCAGCGCGAGUGGCUUUAGACUUAAUAAAACACGACCUGCGAGUUUAUUAAACGGCUUCAAAACACGACUACAAAUUCAAUAGAUAUACUGCCUUAUUUGUAUUCUUUAUAUAAAGAGUACUAAUGAGGACACGGCUACAAUAGAUACUGCCUUAUUAGUAUUCUUUAUAUAAAGAAUACUAAUUAGAAGUAUUUUAUCAGGCUUAAAGCCACUGCACGUGACAUAUUAUGGUUGACAUGAUUUGCCAAUAACCUUAUGAAUUAUUAAUGAGUGUUUGAAGCUUAAUUUAUGAUGAUUGUUAUACAAUUGUCAAGUACUUCCAUAUGAGAAGUUGUAAUAACAGAUAUCUUUUCAUUGCAGUUCAUAUUGAAGCAGAAAUAAUUAUAUUUUUAAAAAGAAUUCUUCCGAGUAGAAGGGCAUUUUGUUAUCAUACACUUGUCAGUAUAUACGAAAACGAGAUGAAAUGAUAGAAUGAAGCAUGUUCACAUGAAUGAAAUAAGUAUAUACUGACUUGUAUACUCGAUCCCUCAAACUUGUCUCCCAAAGUCUGGUGCAUUUGCAUUAAAUUGGUUCAAAGAUUUGCAAUUCGAAUCGCUACAUGCAUUACUGACAAACAGGCAAAAUUUGGCUGAUGGACUUUUUGGAAAGCUGGUAAAUAACACGUAUAACUGACACUUGUCAGAUACACAUCCGAAUACAGACACCUCCGAUCUGUUCUAAAAGUACACCCGAGUGGACCACGAGUGACCAAGAAUGACACAAAUGGACCACGAGUGAUAAAAAGCCGUUUCGGAAAUCGAGAGUUAAGUGUCGAAAAAUAUUUACAAACUUACUGUGAUAUUGUUUCGUAGUUACUAAUUCCAUAAGAAUGGGUUUAUAUUUUAUGCCGAGUGUUAUUUCCGCUAGAAAAAAACACGAAAACAAAACGUUUUUCGUCAGUGCCACUGCCCUUCAUCUCGUGGGAUAGGUUGCCGCUGGAAACGUUGACAAUGGCAGUGGCCCAACUCCUUUGAGCAGGGACGCUAGGUCAAUUGGGGGCCCCUGUGAAUGACAAAGUGGCGAAGUUGAGGUUGUUUACAUCUUCUUUACAUGUUCUUGCCGUAGCCGGCGCCCAGUUGCUACUUUGAAUGGGCAGCACCAGGGGUCCUCUUGAAUUUUAGCCGAGGAUUCUUUAGUACAAAGUUACGCCACUGUUGAUUUAUUAUCACUAUUAUGAUUUAUUAUCACUAUAUAUUAAUUGUUUAUUGCAUUUAGCUCCUGGAAGUGCGCCCCGUUCUAUUGCUGUAAAGUCAACGGAAACUGGAAGUUUUGAAGUAUCGUGGCUGCCACCUGAGUACCCAAAUGGCAGGAUUAGCUUCUACACAAUCUACUACAGUGACGAACCACACAAAUCUUGGGAGACAUGGCUAUUUACGUUCGCAACGAAAUCUCCACGAAAAAUCAGUCAGAUUCAGAAUGAUCGCCGUUAUGCUGUGAGGAUAUCAUCAAGUACUAGUCGUGCUGCAGGUCCUAUAUCUGAACCUUUCCUUGUCCAAACACUACAGGGAGGUAAGUUACUUUCGAGUACCAAAGAAUUGUUAAAUUUUUUAUUAACCAUGCAGGACGUUAUGAUUUCAUCUGCGUUUGUAUAUGUGUGUGUGUCUGUCUGUCGGCACGAUAACAUAUUAAUACGAAAUCAUGCAAAUAUUAACAAGACGCUCUAUAGAGCGUUAACUCGCUGGGGCUAUACAAAUACGCACAUUAAUGUAUACUGUAUGAUACAUAUAAAGUACACAGCUAUUUCAAUUAAGAUUUAAAGUUGUCCCCGAGUUAAGCGGAAAUGUCGAAUACGAGCGCGAAACAUAUGAGGUGGUAACGUGAUGUUACAUAUAGGGACAUGUUACAUAUAGGGAUAUGUUACAUAUAGGGGCAAACAUAAUGACGCAAUGUUUAAUGACAGAGGAAGUGACGUAAUAUUUCCAAGUUAAUUACAAUACGAGUCGUGAUACAUAUAAGGGCGGGGGUAAUAUGUAACAUAAGGUUUACACGCCUGCCCCUAUAUGUAACAUAAGGUGUUCACCCUUAGAUCAUUGUAAGUUAAGGUUUAUAACUCUGCCCCUAUGUGUAACAUAAGUUUUUUACGCCUGCCCCUAUAUGUAACAUAAGGUGUUCACCCCUAUAUCUGUGUAAGAUAAGGUUUAUACUCCUGCUCCUAUAUGUAACAUAGGUUUUUCACCUGGAAUUAACUUGAAAAUAUUUCGUCACUUAAUUAAACAUUGCGUCAUUAUGUUUGCCCCUAUAUGUAACAUACCCCUAUAUGUAACCUGUGAUGUAACAUCACGUUACCACCCCUGCUCGCGCGAAAGGCUGUUUAACACAGUACUAAAAUGCGGUGCUCUACAAAUAAAACGUCCGGGCGUUCCGUCUGCAAGUAAAGUUAUAUUUAGUACGCUAUAUACAUUCUUCUGUCGGCCGCUAGUUGGUCCGUACGCAAGGAUUAAACUGCGCUUUAAAACGUUCAAAAGAAAAUAUUUUGGGUCUUUUGGGCUCAAAAUACUAUCAAAAUGAAGAGAGAAGUGAGACGAAUCCACUUGUAUACGGCCGAAAAAGAGAAAACCAACGAUACCAAAGUUAUCAAGGAUCAAAUGGCACUGCAUUUUUUAUAAUUACUCGCUGGGGCACCUGUGCUCUGGCGAGUAUAGGCACAGAAUAAGGCACACAGAAGGGCCACUUACGUCGGAAGCUUUGAAGUUUCCUGUCACCCUGGCCGCUAUCUUCCUAGCCAGUCGAUUACGUUUUCUGGCCAAUGAACGCGCUGUAUUGGCUGGCCGCCAUCUUCCUAGCCAGUCAAUUUGCAUGUUUUUGCAUAGAAAAAUGGGGACACGUUGCACCGCUGAGUGGCCCUUCUGGUACUGAUCUUUAUUCUGUGGUGUAGGUUUCGGCUCUGAUUUUUCUCCGAUUGAUAGCCACAAAAUAGAAUACUAAUGAGCUACCUAGUUUUACCCAAAUUAUCCAUUUGGCUCCUGCCAAUUUUUACCCAAAUUAUCCAUAAAUAACCCUAAGUAUUGAGAAAAAUUCAAGAAUAUUACUAAAAAAGCCAAAGUUGCUGUUUAUUUUAACCAGUAUGAACAUGUUUACGUUCUUUUAAAACUGACAUUUUACUGCACUGAGGAUUCAACGACACGGAACAAUGAAUUUGGAGAUGUGUUAAUGCCAAAUAAAUCUUGUUAAGCGGUCAAAAUGGCAUCUUCUAGCCCGACAAAAAUAGAAAUACAAAGUAAGACACAGCUAUCGCCGAUGGCGAUGCACAGGAACUAUUGUAUGAAAUAUAAACUCAAUAUAAGACUGCUAAUUAAGUGCUAACUAUGCUUUUGUAAGAACAGAGUAGACCAGACACAGUACUAACUAAAUGCGGUGCUUUACAAAUAAAACUUUCAUGCGAUUCCGCAUACAAGCUGUGCUAUAUGUAAAGGUUAUAUUUUAUCGUAUUCGCUACAUUCCUGUCGGCGGACAGUUGUUCCACACGCAUGGUUAAUACUUCGCUUUACAACCUUCAAAAUAAACAAUUGUCGGAUCAAAAUACUAUCAAAAUGAAGAUAAAAGUGAGACGCAUCCAUUCGUAUACGGCCGAAAAGGAGAAAACCAACGAUACGAAAGUUAUCAAGGAGCAAACGUACUGCAUAUUUAAAUAGCUGAAUAAUAUAAAUUUUGAGAGCGAUUUGUGACAUUUGUCAACAAUACAAUUUCGCUUGACUUUCAAAGGUCAUAUAUCGCCAAAAUACUGCUGUUCAGUAAUGAAUUUGGUAUCCUAAGUACAAUUUCGUACGCUGAUUCGAACGAUGGUAUUUUUUUCCCGGUUGGGUCACUUGGAUGCAUAAUAAACCAGAGAUAGUCGGUCUCAGUCAGCGAUUUAGACGGGCAAGGAAUUUUCAGAUAGGCAGUGGAAGCAUUUGUUUCGGAACAAACUCCUCCCCCCAAACCGUCUGCUGUCAGGUAGCGGUGCCAAACUUGACACAUCGGUGGGACACCGCAAUUUUGCAACAGGGGACAGAUCACAAUUAACUCUUCAAUUGGCCAUAUGAUUGUAGUACCAAUGUACCAUCACUGGGAUCUGACAAGUGUAUCACUAUAGGCAGCCCAUUAGCUUUUGACCGCUUGCGCUGAGAGACGGACUUGAACCAAGUCUACCCAUUAGCCCCAGCGAGUCAACGCUCUUUCGAGCGUCUUGUUAGUUUAAUAAUUUUGAGCGAUUUGUCAACAAUACAAUUUCGCUUCGCUUUCAAAGACAAAGGCCAUAAAUCGUUAGAAUACUGUUGUUUAUAUAGUAUAAAUACAUUUGACAUCCGUAAGUACAAUUUCUUACAUUGCGCCAUUUAAUAGGCAUUACAAAUACAAUAUCAUGUUUCACACUACAGCUUUCACCUUUCCACAGACCACAGCUAUAACUAUAAGGGACUGUUGUUGGAUAAAUUUUAUAUUGAUAUGACACCAAUAUGCUUCUCAUAAAGUAUUUAUCUAUUAUAAAACUACGUUGUGUAGUGAAAGUUAUAACCUUUUACCUUGAAAUUGUCUUUGGCUCGUUUAGAUUCAGAUUCAGUAUAUCAUGAUCGUGCACGGGAAUUUAACGAUCCAAAUUUCGGAUUUUCAAUUUCAGAGUCGUGCACCAAGAAAAAUGCAUUAACUAAACUAGCAAGAAUGUCCAGAGUUAGACACAAUGCAAAAUCCAUAGAAAACAGAUACAAUUCGUUGAAAAUUUUAACGAAAUUGUUUGAAACAUUUUGCCCACUCCACGAAAUUGUUUGAAACAUUUUGCCCACUUGCAGACUUGCUGUUUCCAUGUCGAAAUUUCUUGUAAAAUUGUUCAAUUUUCCCGAAUUUUCCUCAAAAUGCAGGAUUAUUUAUGGUUAAUUUGGGUUAAAUUGGCAGGAGCCUUAUGGAUAAUUUGGGUGAAAAUUAGGCAGCUCAUUAAUAUUCUAUUUUGUGGCUAUCGACGAUUGGAGAUUGGAGAUUGCCGAUCCAAGAAUGCUGCCGAAACCUAUACUCACCUGGGCACAGAUGCCCCAGCGAGUAAUUAACAAAUAUAAAACAUUUUCCGUAUUGAUAUACAGUUAUAUCAACACGAGUGGAAUUGGGAAAACGAGAAAUUGUAUGGAAACACGACGCCCGAAGGGCAGAGUGUUUUCAUACAAUCUCGAGUUUUCCCAAUUCCACGAGUGUUGAUAUAACUAUAUAUCAAUACGGAAAAAAGUUUUAUAUUUGUUAAUUACUCGCUGGGGCACUUGGAUCGGCAAUCUCCAAUCUCCAAUAUAGCAAUGUCAAAAGCCCGAAGGAUAAGAAACAUUUCCGUGUUUACAAGCGGCCGAAAAUUUCCCGUGUUGACAUUGAGUUAUAUCAACACGGCUCUCAGCCUAUCAGCGUUCAGACUUUACAAAUGCUAUACUAUAAUACCAAUUAUAAUCAACUUUAUUAUUAUUAUUAUUAAAAACCCUCUGGCAAAUAAUAAAAUUACGAUAAAUAGCUUAAUUAAAAUGUCUAUAAAGGUAAAUAUUUAAAUUCUAUACUAUUAUAUUUACAUAUACUACAUUCUCACAGUCACCGACAUUGCUUGAAAGACAGUUGUAAUGUCUUAGUAGCGGAAAAGGAUGAAGUUUUCGCACCGUCUUGUUUUAGUUACUUUACGUGAUGCUCUUGAAUUUCCCGAUCUCAGGCUGUAACCGUGGGAGUAAGACUCAGCCACAUCUAGUAGAUGGUUUAAAGGAUGACAUGGUUGUUGUACUGUAUUCAUAUAUUUUUGGCACAAGAUAUUCCUACGGUUUGAUAGCAAUGUGAGUCCAGAGAUUCGCAAGGAGUCACUGUAUUCUGACGCUGGGUAAAUAAUACGCAAUGCCCGUCGUUGGACAUCCUCAAGUUGGUUACUUAUAUACAGGGUGUAUAAAAAAAAAUGCAACCUCGGAAUUUCCUAAGAAAUCAUUUUGCAAUUCUUAAGCAUAAAAGAUUUUAGGCCCCUGGGAAUUGAAAUCGAAUUGCUAAUAGAUCAUAUUACUGUUGUUGUGCAUUAAAUAAAUGCAUAAAUUUAUCCGAGAAGUUUAUAACUAUUCACUCGUUCAACAACCAUUCCAUUUAUGACUAGGGGACGGCAUGCAAUGUUGUCAUAGGUCAUGAAAUUAAUUAUCAUUUCCUUGCACUUUCGCGGGUUCAAUUUCAUGCGAUUUGUAACAGCAUAUUGAUGGAUUUCUUCUUCAACAAUCAUAUGUAAUAAACUCGGUGAAUUCCUCGGUAUUAUUUCUGCUACAGUUAAAUCAUCGACAAAUUUAAUUCUGUUGCCCCAUUUCUUUGCCAAUUCAUUGACCAUAACAUUAAACAAAAUUGGACCCAACCUUGUUCCCUGCGGAAUUCCUCCAUUAGUUGUUUUCCAUUCCGAUCUAAUUCCAUUUAUUAAUUGGACACACUGGGAUCUAUUGGUAAGGAAGGCAGCAAUCCAUCGUUGUAAAAUGGGAUGGACACCUAAGGAUUCCAAUUUAUUGGUAAGGAUGUUAUGAUCAAUCAGAUAGAAACCCUUCGAAAAAUCUGCAAAAAAAUUCGAAUUGCACAGUGUCCUUUAUCAAGAGUUUCAUAUACAAGAUGUAACAAAUCAAUUAAGGCAUCAGUCGUGGACCUUCCUUUCUGUGCAUAUUGUUUCUCGUCAAUUUUCCAGACAGUUGCGAUAAGAGGCGUUUACAAGUAAGACCUUCUAACACUUUGGCAAUUUGACAUGUAAGGCUUAUUGGUCGUAUAUCUUCCUCAAUUGUUUUAGGGGGAUAAGCUUUUGGGAUGGGGUGAACUAGGGAUUUUUUCAGCAUGUCUGGAAUCAAGGAUUGUUUCAUUGAUGAAUUGUAAAUACAAGUAAUCGGAAAAGCAAGUUCCGUUGCAAAUUCUUUAAGGACACGAUUAGGUAAGCCAUCUGGGCCCCCAGCUUUCCUCAACUUGAUUUGACGCAGUUCAUUAAAAACUUCCCAUUCAUUGGUAAGAAGCCAAUCGGGUACAUCAUGGGAAUUUUGGGUAUUUAUGGGAAUUAAUGGGUCAAAAUGCUCACUUAGGCUUACGAGGAAGUUGUUGAUAUUAUUUGCCAGGUCAAUAGGGAAUCACAACCCAUCUUAGUUUCCAAUUGUUUCUGCCAAUUUUCUUUAUGUUGCUGUGACCCAGUUAAUUUCUUAAUUUCAUUCCACCAUAAUAUAGCAUUUGUAAAUUCUGAACGCUGAUUGGCUAACUCAAUGUCAACACGGGAACGUUGGAAAAUUUCUUUCUUUAUGUUUCUUUGUGUUAUAUUAUAAAAGAAAUAUAAAACACUUUUUUCCGUAUUGAUAUACAGUUAUAUCAACACUCGUGGGAAUUGGGAAAACUCGGUUUCCACACAAUUUCUCGUUUUCCCAAUUUCCACUCGUGUUGAUAUAACUGUAUAUUAACACGGAAAAUGUUUUAUAUUUAACAAAUAUAAAACAUUUUCCAUGUUGAUAUACAGUUACGUCAGCACGAGUGGAAAUUUGGAAAACGAGAAAUUGUGUGGAACACGAAGCCCGAAGGGCGGAGUGUUUUCACACAAUUUCGAGUUUUCCCAAUUUCCACGAGUGUUUAUAAUAACUGUAUAUCAAUACGGAAAAAAUGUUUUAUAUUUGUUUUAUAAUAUAGCACAAAGAAAUAUAAAGAAAGAAAUUUUCCGACGUUUCCGUGUUGACAUUGAGUUAUAUCAACACAGCCCUUAGCCAAUCAGCGUUCAGAAUUUGCAAAUGCUAUAUUAUAAUUGUUAAAUAUCAAACAUAUCAACACGAACUAAUGUAUCAAACGUAUUAAUAUGAAAAUUGGAUGAGAAAUUAAAUUUGGAUAAAGUUGGAAAAGAAAGUAUACCAAAAGUUUGUCUUGUUUUGCAACCUGGAUCAGGGGGGUUUCCUGUUUCGUUGGAGCUGUAGCCUGCACUCAGGCGCAGCUAGCCUCACCUGGCACCAGAAAACCUCUGAACCCUGCUUGCUUUGCCGCAGAGUAAAUUGAAUGCAUAAUUGUAUAAUUUGUAUAAUUUAUACAUUGUAUAAUUUAUGCUUGAUACAAAGCUUAAUUCGCUGGCGGAGGUGUGCAGUCUCCGAGUGCCUUCUAGUUUGAUAAAUAUUUUUUUGCAAAAGAACAAAGCUCAUGCUGUGUUGUUUGGAAACUUAAGUUAACAUUCGAGGUAUGCGCUUGUGAACGAGUAGAUGAGUUAUGAAUGCUCUGAGUUCAUGCAUCUGAACAUCCAUAACUCAUCCACUCGUUCACAUCCGUCAGAAGAAGAAAACCGCAGCAAAAAUUGCAAGUGUAAACGGGCCUUAUGGCCUUGGGUGACCACGGACCCAAUUAAUACGUGUAUUUCUGUGUUUAUAGCUCCGAGCAACCCCCAGAAUGUCCAAGCCAAAGUUAUAUCAUCAACUAAAGUUGAAUUGACUUGGAAAAAGCCCAGUUAUGAGGGAAGUGGUCAAGGAAUUGUGGGAUAUGAUAUUUAUUACAAUACUUCACUGGACGGGACUCGUGUUAAGGUGACAAUUCAUUCACCUGCUGACUUUUCAAAAGUAGUGACUGGAUUAAGUCCAGCUGCAAUCUAUAAAUUUGACAUAGCUGCAAGAACUGAUGCCGGAUCUGGACCAUUGUCGUUCCCUCAGUUUGCAACAACUUGGGAAGGUGGUAAGUCUACUGUCUUAUUUCAGAAUAAAUUACCAACAUUCAUCUUUAAAUUUACUUAUAUUUGGACAUCCUCCUCGACGUUGUACAACAGCUUGUUAGUUUCGUCCUAUUGUUAGUGCUUGACGACUUAAUGACAAUUUGAUGAAAUAACAGUAGGAUGGUUGCAACUAAUGGUUAGCACAUAUCUUGUCAACAUCAACAUGCGCAUUCAUUGCAGUACUUUAAUAUGCUGCAGUUGUAUGAUGUAGCUCUUUAACACUAAUCACUGCUCAAUAAUUGCUUGAAUGAUGCUUAAACGGAACUACGUAUGUUAGCGAAUCAGCGUUGUUACGUAUACAUUUCCAUUAAGUGACACUGCAGUACACGGCCUGGUGGAUAACUGAAAACGGAAAGACAGUUAUAAAUGGGAGUGACUAAAUUGAAAUGAUGACAUCUUAUUCCCAUACGUGUCAAUUCCUUUUUUGCCAAAGCUCUGUAGGAGAGCAAGAUUGAUGACGCCAACUAGGAACGUAGAUUAGACAUUAUUCCACGAGUUUUCUUUUUUAUUAAUAUAGCACCGUCAGCUCCUCCAAAUAACUUCAGCUGUACUGCUAUAGAUGCGAGUCAUAUCCACUGUUCAUGGCGACCACCACCACGUAAAGAUAGGAAUGGUCUAAUUAUUGGUUAUUUGAUCAGAUACAAACUGUCUAACAAAGACACAUCUGUUAAGAAGUCUGUUACUAAUUCUGUAUUAUCCAUGACCCUUGAUAAAUUACAAGCGUAUACUGUAUACCAUAUUGAUGUUGCUGCCAAAAGUUCUAAAGGACAAGGACCAUUUUCUGACCGUAUUGUGGUGACUACGCACGAAACAAGUAAGUAACCAUGUAGAAAAUAGGAAGUGCAGUGUUUUCACAUCGGCACUUCAAUUUCCAGGUGAGUUUGGAGCGGUCAAUGGACCAAUCCCAUAUUAAUCAAAAUUUUGAUCUCAACAAGUCUAGACAAAAUUUCAUCACAGCAUGAAAGAGCAUCAGCCAUCACAAAAUUAGUAAUAUUCCAAAGUUUCGUUGCGAAAUGUUGUAAAAUGCGGAUAAUUUAGCCUUGCGAAGUUUGUAAUUUUCAGUCAUUUUGUAUUACAAACGGGAAAUGGUUACCACUUAGGAAAAUUUUCUGCGCGUAAUACAAAAUGACUGAAAAUUGCAAACUUCGCAAGGCUACAGUAUAUAUUAUCAGCAUUUUACAACAUUUCGCAACGAAACUUUGGAAUAUUGCUAAUUUUGUGAUGCUUUUUCAAGCUGUGAUAAAAUUUUUGUCUAGACUUGUGUGUGCUGUCAUGUGGGUCGUUUAUCAACGUUGCGUACCACGGUCUUAAUGUUGUUAAGGGACUAAACACUACAUGCACCCUGGGCGUGAUGCACCUGUCAUUGCCCAGCUGUCUUUUUGCGUGUAAUUGGUCAGACAUAUUUAUAUUUGAAGCGCUUUGUCCUUUCACAAUGUGUCGUUUCAGAAAAGAUUUCCCCCCCCCCCCCCCACGGAGGACGUUUCUGCCGUCCGGAGGGGGAUGGGAAAAUAGUAAGUGUGUUAGGAUAUCCAAAGAGUGUAGGGGGUUAAGAGACCAUUCAUUAUUUAUGACCGGGGGUGGGCUGGCAAAAUUCAAUUAACAACUAAACAAAAUGUCCUGCCCCACCCCCGGCAUCACAAAAAAAUCAAUGAUCCCCAGUCUAAAACCUUCACUUGAAAUGUCGAAUCGUUUUUAAUCUUUUACUGUAAAAUGUUCAAACACAAACCUCGACAACUUAUCGUAUGUUUAUUUCCUUUUUUGUUUAAACUCUUUUCACUUUUUGCAGAGCCUUCUAAACCUCCUGAAAAUAUGACAGCUACAGCAAUAAAUUCAACAGCCAUAUAUGUUACCUGGAAGGCUCCUACUCCGCCGUUUGGUGCUAAAUUAACAGGUUAUCAGUUUCGUUACCGAAAGAAACCGCAGGAAGACAUAUAUAGAAUAAUUGUCAUUGUAGGAAAUAAACGGGUACGUAUGUAAACAAGAUGUAAAAUACAUGCAGUUGUGCCAUUGUUUCCAUCAAAGAAUAAACAGUGGCGGAUAAAAAUAUUAUUUACAUGUAUGCUCUCGUGAAACUAGUAAGAUAAGUAAGAUUCGCAUCCGAUCUGUAUCUGAUUCACAACCACUCGCCUUCGGCUUCGGCUCACGUUUUAGCCUGCUCGCAGACAUUGUAGCUCGCGUUUGUAAAUCAGAUACAGAUCAGCUGCUCAUGCUUUAUCUAUUACUUAAAGGUUUAUUUUGUCGUCAUUCUCAUAAUGUGCUUUCUUUGUAUCAUAGCGAAUAGUGUUGACUUCAUUGAAACCAGAGCAAGAUUACGAAUUCGUUAUCGCUGCAAAAUCAGCGAAAGGAACUGGAAGAUUAACAAAACCAGUUGUGUGUAAGACCAAGCAAGCCCCUCCUAAACCGCCUGUCUUAGUUUCGAAGAAACUUGCAGCUCCACAGGUCGGCGUGGCUCUAAGCUGGACAAGCAAAGCUCGAGAUAUUGAACAAUUUCAACUAAGAUAUGCAAAGGACGUGGAAAAAAUAACCAACGAAACCUUACUUAGUAAACUUACAUUUGUUGAAAAGAUUUUUUCAUCAUCAGUUACAGCGUAUAACGCCACUAACCUCGGUAUGUAUUAUAUAGCGGCUAGCUCUUGGUAGUGAAACUUUGUUGUUUAGUGAUUUUAGUCAAGUAAACACAUGUAUGUCACCUUUUAAAUUUCGCUGUCACAAGACGCGUACUGUAAGGACCUGCUCACAUAAUCCCAGCUAGGUGGGACAGUUGACGAGAUCCCGCUCAUAAUAUAAACUCUCUUCCAUCCCAGCAUCUGUUGCCGAGAUCCUGCCUAGCCCAGACACUCUAUAUUGGCUAAGUGGAUGCCUUUUCUCGCCUGUGCGAGUUUCCCAGCUAAGCAGGAUGAGAACAUGCCGUCUCGCCUAGUGAGGGUAGUAUAAACAUGCUCUAUGUGUUGCAUUGUGAAUCAUGCAAGAGAGGUUCAGAUUUGACUUCCACUACUUCUACCUCUCACUGGCUUAAUACGUACUUGACUGGUCAAUCGGGUGGAUUAAAUGCAUCUCAGAUCAGCAUCUGAUUGUAUUCCCCACAAGUAUUCCCUUUAGGACAAGGGGAUGUUUUUAUCAUUGUGUUUGCCCAACUUUGCAAAAUUCGUAUUGUGAUUAUAUAUAUAGGAGUUAGUGCUUCAUUCUCAUUGUAAUUCUGGCAAUGCGUAAACAAGUGUGUUAUUCUCGAAAUAUUAAAAUAACACGCAGGAUUUGUUUUAUCAGCAGAGCUUCUCGUUAUUUCGUAAUGCCCGUAGAAUCUGACAUGUCUGAGUUUUUUCCAGGUCAUGGUCUAUGGUAUGUGUUCAAAAUAUCUGUUAAAAACGUCGGUGGAUGGUCAACAGAGCGUGAGGCAUGGCUUCUUAUGGAUGCUGCAAAGCCCACAGGUCCACCUCUCAAUUUCAGAGUGGAGCCCAAGACGUCCACGUCUGUGCAACUCUCAUGGGAUUUACCUGAGAAAUGGAAACGUAAUGGCAAGAUAAUUGGUUAUGAAUUGAGCUAUCUACAAGUCGGUUCAUCUACCAAGAGAAAGAGUGAAAGUCUUGAUGAUAAAAGAUUGUUUGAAUUACAAGGUUUAAAGAAGUUUACAUCGUACCAAUUCAGGAUUCUGGCUAAGACAGUGGCAGGGGAUGGGCCUGCUGUGAACAUUGAAGGAAUGACUAAGGAAGAUGGUAAGAUUAGACCUCCCGCAUGCAACGACCAUGUCAUGGUUAUCGAUGUUAAAUAGUCUUGACUUGUUUGUCUUUUGUGAGCUGUAUGUAAAUCAAUCUUUACUGAUGCAAAAAUAUCGGCAUUCUGUUACACUGGCUACACGCGUCGCACACUACAUCAACAGGAUGUGUGUACAAGGCAUUUUCCGAGUUGUAACAAAGUUGAUAAGGCCAACAGACUCGCAACAAGUUCCAACAAGUCUGAUAUCGCCUGCAUGUAACAAGUUGACAAGUUGAUGACAACGAGAGACCCACCGGCUGGAUCGAGCCUAGAUGACAACAAGCUCAUAGCAACUUGUUACGAACAGCCUGUAUUUGUCUUGUUGGAACACCUUGUAGCAACUGUUACCGUCAUUAAACUUGGAGAUAAUAACUUGAAAUCUGCUGUGUUGGUGUAAUGUACUCAGGUGAAUAAGAUGUUUGUGUGAUGUUACUCUGAGUGUAUAUCCACACCAGGCAGGCUUGAAAAAUAUGCCUGGCCACGGCGGGAUUCGAACCUACGACCUUUGGAAUACUAGCCCAAUGCUCUUCCAACUGAGCUACGCGGUCAGGACGGUUCGAAAUAUCAGUUCCGAAAUAUCGCUUACUCGAACCGUCCUGACCGCGUAGCUCAGUUGGAAGAGCAUUGGGCUGGUAUUCCAAAGGUCGUAGGUUCGAAUCCCGCCGUGGCCAGGCAUAUUUUUCAAGCCUGCCCGGUGUGGAUACUCAGAGUAACAUCACACAAACAGAUAAUAACUUGUUAUUCAUUCCAGACAGAAGCGUACGGGACGGAAAAAAUUUAAGUGGGAGGGGACAGAAUUUUGCGCGACUUUUCCCCGACUUAACAAAAACAUUUUUUCCGGGUAAGAAUUGUCGGGGGGAGGGGGGACGAUUAUCGUCUAUUUUCGUCAAUUUUUCUUCCGUUUUCGACUAUUAUCUUACAUAUUUCUUUUUUUUUAAAAAAAUUUGUGGAAACAAUGCCCACUUUUGGGAAACAUGACAAACAAAUAAUAUUUUCGCAAUAAUGUUUAGUAAUUGACUCUAGAAGUGCUUAUGCAUGUCACCCAAUUUUCAAUCCACCUAAACAUUAAGUAUAAGCAAUGCGAUGUGGGAUACAUGUGGGUCAAAUAUUCAUUGUUUGACAGUGACGUGAUGUAAGGACUUCUAUGGUCAAUUUCUCUGGACCUGACAAUAUUUUAUUUCAUCAAAUAGUACCAAGUGAUUCCCCAACUUUGACCGACGCUGCAGGAAUGGGUACUAAAGUUGUUAGAUUGAAAUUCAAACCACCUUUAACACCUAAUGGCCGCAUCAUUGGAUACAAAGUAAACAUCUACUUGAGUAAUCCGACCUAUGCAGGAGUAUGGAGAGAUGAUGAGAUGAAUGAGAAUGAAAAUAAAAAUGAAAUGUAUGUGGGAAAACUUUUCAAACCUGAUUCUAAAUAUUGGUUUACUGUGGCUGCCAAAACAAGUGUUGGUUAUGGUCCAUUUUCUGACCCGAUUUUCGCUAAAACAUUGAGCUACGACCGUAAGUAUUGAAGGUGUUGAUAUACUAGUGUAUGUCAGGGAUACUGAAGUAUGAUAGUUCUUAGAUCAGUUAAUAUGUAGCUUAUUGGACGAUAAGAGUUCUUAGGUCGUUAAUUAUGUGUGACAUAUGGCAUCACAUACUACACGUCAUGAAGUGACAUCGGGAUUUUACUCACGUCGGUGAGUAAGGAGUGCUUACCUACUAGUCCAGACCAGGGAAAGCUGGAGAUACCAAUUUCGCAUCUAAUCUAUUAUUUGAGCCGUACCAAUGGCUCAAGGUGUUUAAUGCCUUGUAAGGGACUCCAAUGUCCUAUUGCAUUUCACACCUGUCUUUUGGCAAAUCUUUAAAUAAAUAAAUAAUAAAUAAAGUAGCUAUUGUUUGGGCCUAUGUUUUGAUAAGCUUGGAAUCUAUAAGAUCUUUCCACCCGUAGCCCCAGCUUGUAUCUUUAACCUUGCCAUGCAGGGAUUCCCCAGAACAUUGCCGUUGGUCCCCCAGGGUAAUGCACUCUGCCUUGGUUGGCCAUCUUAGUCUUAACUAUAUUGUUACAACAGUUACAGUGUAUGGCUAAAUAUCAGGAUUUGGGGUAUCUCGCUUAAUUGAUGCAACUUUUGCGAUUAGAACUCGACAAUUGGACUCUGUAGCUGAGUUGGUUCGAGCACUGCACUGGAAUCGCAAGACCACAGGUUCGAUUCCUGCCAGAGGGGCAAUAGUUGCAUUUUUCGCAACUUCUCCUGGUUAGGUCUCGUAAAUGUGUAAAAUUUACACUCGAAAACAAAACCCUCCACAACUGCUAUGUUUGUUCUUGACCAUUGCUUAAGUUUCCUCUUGAUGGCUGAAGCUGUGAUUAUUAUUUGUUUUAGUUCCGCUACCAGUUCGGAAGCUAUCUGUGGAUGUGACAAGUUCUAGUACAGUCAAGUUGCAGUGGGAUAGUCCUGUGGAUACAGCAGCUGUACACAGUUACAAGGUACUCAGCUUUGGUACAUUUUGUUUGAUGAUUGUGAUACCACACUUUCCCUUUCCUUUUUAGCAAAGACAAUACUUUACUACUGUGAACAGUGGGAAAAGUAAAUACAGGGUAUUACGUUAGAUUUUCUGGGUACAUUACCAAGAUACUAAGAAAUAAAUGCAGAUGAUACAAAAGUUCAAUUCAUUUCUUGUUGUUAGAUGUUUGUAAUUAACAACAAUUCUGUGCUGUGACUCGCCUGUGAGAAACAGGCAAUACAACAGUGAGCCUUAAUACUUGGAAACCGUUGUUACGUUGAUACUCGUCAUCGUGAGAAAUAUAAGCAAGGGAAGGGAAGGGAAGGAAACGAAAGGUCGUUUGUCUACUAGCUCUUCUGACAAAGAGAGUGCGCUCGAAACGCCGGAAUCUCUGCAAAAGUCGGUUUUCCACUAGACGGAGUUUUGCGCGCGGAGCAGAAGUUUUCUUUGUUAUUUCUAAUCAGUUCCACCCGAGAAAUCACAAGACAAAGAACAAAUUGCUCUCCGCGCGCAAAAUUACGCCUAAUGGAAAACCGGGUUUAUACCGAAACGGUGGAAUUUUCUACACCGCGCGAUCAACUCCCGAUUUUCGAUAUUUUAAUCAUACUUCAGUAAUACGAGCAACAAAAUUGCUGCAAACGGAUUUGAUUUCAUCGCAUUUAGGUAGAAAUUUUAUGCACGUUGACUUUUGUAUGAACACAUUAAUUAACAUACGUUGCAACUAACUAGGAAUUAACAACGUUCGUUGCAAGUUGCUUCAAUUUUAGUGCUUGUACAUGUAUUACUUCACCCUAACAUUUCUUUCAGAUCUCGUAUCGUAGUGAAAAGAUAUUCAUUGGUGGCGAUAAGAAAGAGGCUAAAAUUGAGCUACCUGAGGAAAUCAAGACAGUGAAUUGCUGCAAGCUAAAUUCGGCAAGUUUAGAGAACCUGGAACCAUGUACCGAGUACACUGUGGAAAUUGUGUCCGUCAGUAAAUCAGAGAGGGCGAGCGAAUCUAAAAAGAUAAAGAUUAAAACUAAAGUGGCAUCAUCACCAAUGUUUCCUCAACCAAAUAUCUCAACAAAUGGUAUCACUGAAGAAUAUAUACCAAUUUAUGUGCAUCCAGCCUCUGAGAGAUAUGGACCAAUCAGGUAUUUAAUGCUAUUUAUGUUUGGUAAUUAAUAUACGCGCCCUUAUGAUCCUGCAGGAAAUUUCGAGCGUGAGUUUUUAUACAUUUACGAGACCUAACCAGGAGCAGUUGCAAAAAAAUGCAACUAUAUAGUCCCUCUGUCAGGAAUCGAAUCUGCGGCCUUGUGAUUCCGGUGCAGCGCUCUGACCAACGGAGCUAGAGAGGCCAUAGCCUGAGUAUCAGACUCAAUUUUACAAAUAGAGCUUGACACAAAUCUUCACCCGGUCACUCUCCACCCACAACAAAGUUUAUAUUCUGUCAAUUUCACAUAACUGAACAACAACAAUGUAAUUAUAGUUAACUUAGCAUAUAUUGAAAUUUCGCGAAUUUUGGCCAAGAAAGGUUUGCUAAGCAUCACUUAAAAACGUAAUGAAAUGUUAAAAUGUUAAAAUACUAAAUGUUUAAAAUACUAAAAGUUCUAAAAUUCUAAAAAUCCCUUUCGACACGCGUUAUAUUAAUUGUCGUUAAACCUCUUCAGAAAAACGCUAAACCUCUGUUUCGUCGUUAAACCUCUUCAGAACCCGCCAUUUUGUUAUGGUAUAUUAACAACAUACAUUUAAUAAUAAAUACAACAAUUGUAUUUCAUUACAAAAACUGUAUAGAAUACACGAGUUUAAAGUUAAAAGAACCUACUCAAACGGUUUCAGCAGCAUAUCCCGUUGCCUGUUGUGUAUUUUUCUUCUUUUCUGUUACAUUCUUUAUUUUAACACAAACUUGAAAAAUCGUAGUUUAUAAACUUGCGAGUUGUGCCGCCAUUUUGUUUAUUUUAUGUAGCUAUACGUAGCCGGUCGGGGCGGGCUGCAAUUUUUCACGGCGGGACACUUUGCAUUUUUGUAAAGCCACGUGUCCAUAAAUCAGUGAAUCACGUUUGGUGUUCACCCUAGAUAUAACAGUUUGAUUUGAAACGGUCAGUGUAUUUGAUUCUUGGUUGUAGCAUACUUUCCUUUUGUCUAUAUAGCCAUUAUUUAAUAUACGUCGCAAGCCUUGGUAAAACAAUAUCAGAAGCCAGGGAAAGACUUCGGGAUAUCAGACAUUCACGAUCACGGCGUGCUGUCAACACGAAUGGCCGUGAUGACGUUCAUAUCGCGGGAAAACUGAAUGCAAGUGUUGUUCCAACCACAUUUAAAGUUGGUCGAGGUCAGAUUCAGAACGGUCAUACAAACAGACGUUUGGAACUUGGUCAUUUUUAUGCAUUCUCUAUCCAGUCAUGUGUUCUCGAUGAAAAUUCGGUACGUAUAUUUAAGCAGUCCGUUUAUUAUAGUUUAGGUGGUGCCUUUUACAAGCGAAAUUGGUUUGUGGUUGUGUCAAUUUCUGUGCUGUGUUCUCCAGCAUGGUUGGCACGUCAACACCAUAUAUUGGUGAGCUUAAGCAAGUGACGUUUUUGUAAACACGGGCGUCACCUGAAAAUUGGUACAACUAAUUUUGGCGACAUUUUGCAUCAUAGCGCUCGUCCAAGAAAGCAAAAAACUUUAAAAUUAUUUUGUUUUGUCAUAUUUGUUGAAGAUUGCCGCAAACUGAUACAAACACAGUUUUUCAUCCAGUCCUCCCUCGGCAGUCUGACCUCCGUGUUGACAAAAACGUCGUUUAAGGGCGGACCAUCAGAAAAGUGAUGGGGUUGGAGGAGGAAGUUCAUCUUCUGCUUGUGUUGGAUAUUUUUGCGGAAUUUAAAGGUAUUUCUUUUUGUUUUCCCUCUUUGCACGAACCCCCCACCUUUAUCACUUUUCUAAUGGUCCGCCCGUCACCACAAAGAAUAAACCAAAAAAGACCGCUAAGAAGUAGAGAAUUGUAUUUCUGAAUAUUUUAUUUUUGUUGCAGCUGUGCCUUACAACAUCCACAGCUUUCACUGAUCCAGUCGAGUUCAGUGGUAAGUAAAACCUUUCUGUUCUCAUGCUAGUGUGUUUAUAAACUAACCUCAUGAUAUCGAUCUAGUGGCAGCUCCUUAAUUACUAAGUUCUCUCCAGACGUCCAUGCAUGCAUGCAUGCAGUAUGGACAGUGUGAUUAAAGGAGACGGCAGAACAUGCGGUGUUUGGUACAGUCAAACUGGAAACGUUCUUCUCAGAUGUGACUACGGUGACAUUAUAAUCAUGCAUACAGUACAACUACAUUUGCACAUGAGUCGUUCCCGGAUCGCACAAGUGAAAUGCCCUUGCACUAACCACUGUGUGCCAUAUGUGUACUCAAAUCAUCUCCAGUAUAUUAUUAGAAUCAGUGAAGUAAAGAAACAUAAAUAUAAACUAGAGGGAGACUGCAUACCUCUGCGAAUUAAGUUAUGUAUCAUGCAUAAAUUAUACAGUGGGCUAAUUACACAGCCCCCACAGUUUACUCUGCCCAGCAAAUCAAGACAACUCUUGUUAAUUUCUCAUCGAAUUUGUAUAUUAGGUAAUCGCAUGGGGCCGAGUAAAAUUAAGGUUUAAUUUCACGCGUGUUUUCAAUGUUUCAGAAAUUGUGAAACUUGGAAAACACAAGUGAAAUUAAACCUUAAAGGGGCAGUAUGAUCAAAAAUUUUAUUUUCUUAAACGAAAGUGCUCGUAAAACUGUAUAAUAACUUGUUUUGAAGAUUUUUGUUCCCAUGCUUAGUUCCUGAGAUAUUUCAUUUUGUUUGUAACCAUGUGACGUCAUCUACUCAAUUACAUAUAUAAUGAGAUAUCAGUAAUUGUUGUGUAUCUUUGCUAUUUUUAUCAAAAUAUUUCGAAAGAUGCGGCGCGUUUGUUAAUUUAACCUGCAUCAUUAAGCAUACUGUGUUUUUUAACAAAUCGAUCAAAAAUAGCAAAGAUACACAACAAUUACUGAUAUCUCAUUAUAUAUGUAAUUGAGUAGAUGACGUCACAUGGUUACAAACAAAAGAAAUAUCUCAAGAACUAAGCAUGGGAACAAAAAUUUUCAAAACAAGUUAUUAUACAGUUUUACGAGCAUUUUCGUUUAAGCUUUGGUUUAAGAGAAUAAAAAUUUUGGUCAUACUGCCCCUUUAAUUUUACGAGGAACUAUGCGAUUACUUGUUAAUCAUAGAGGGCAAAAUUUAUUCGUUGUUAAUUGUGAACUUGUCAAGUUCUUGAACCUCGUAUUUCUCCAUGUCUUCGCCGAUGUUCCUUAAUGCUGCCAUUUCUUAAAUACUCCAACCCAUAAAUUUGUACUUUUCACUAGAAGUUUUUUUAAAAACUAAAUUAAAAUUAAUUUAAAAUUAGAAUUAAAAUUCUUCAGUAACAUCAUUAUCCGCGACGACAAAGCGAGAAGCCAUUGUUUUUAUUGCUAUUUAAAACAAGAAACUUCCCGCACUUGCGUCUCAGCCAAUUAGGUACAAGUUAUUUUUUCCCGAAUUAAGAAAAAAAUGCCCUCAUCAUUAGCCAAUCAUAUUUGAGUAAUUUUGCCCUCUAUAUGAUUAUCACCCAAAUUUAACCAAAUUUUAAUCAAUUUCACCUUGGGCAAUGUCAUUAGUCCCACAAAUUUAGUCUCAAAGUAGUUCUCGUUUUUAGUGCAGAGUUUCUUUGAAACUGUGCACUAUUGUGAUGACUGGGAAAAUUCACAUCAGUCAGUCAGUCAAUCAGUCAUAGAGUUAACUUUCCGGGGGGUGUAUUAUAUGUAUACGAUUUAUGUUUGUAGUGAUUUAUUGUGCUUUGAAGGUUAUUUAGGCAAUUUCAGUUGUUUUAUUUACAUAUUUUUUGUUCUUUUGCCAAGUUCACAAAAAUUUCGAGGAAUCGUUGUCGUUAUUGUAAAUUUUUGUAAAUUUUAUAACAUUCGCUUCUCACGUUGUGUGAAGGAUCUUUCCCCCGGAAAACCCAUUUUUUUCUUUAGCAACACAAAUGCGCAUGCGCUAUCAAGCCGUAUAUAACGAUGGCGUGAUGAUGCUAGGAAGGAGCGCUGGAGCGACACAGUGUUGUUUUCAAAUUAUAAACAUUUUAGAUGUGAAUAUUGAGUAAAUCUUUGAGAAUCUACGCAAUAUAUAAAUCGAUGUUAUGCAUUACGGACAUUCAAUUAAAGAUCGAUAUUAUUUUGAGGGUAUAUUCAUUGUGCAGAGCUAGGAAGCAGCGAGACAGUGUUGUUUUCAAAUGUAUAUAUAAACAUUUCAGACGUAUAUUAUAUUGCGAAAAUCUUUGAGAUACAACGCAACGCAAUAUAUAAAUUGAUGUUAUACAUUACGGGCAUUCAAGUGUCGAUAUUAGUUUGACGGUAUAUAUUCAUUGUACAGAGAUGGGAAGCAGCGAGACAGUGUUGUUUUCAAAUGUAUAAUUAUAAACAUUUCAGACGUGUCAGUAUUAUAUUGAGAAAAUCUUUGAGAUACUACGCAAUAUAUAAAUUGAUGUUAUGUACUUAUGCAUUACGAUUUACGGGCAUUCAAGUGCCGAUAUUAUUUGGAGGGUAUAUUUAUUGUACAGAGCUAGGAAGCAGCGAGACAGUGUUGUUUUCAAAUGUAUAAACAUUUCAGACGUCUAAAUUAUAUUGAGAAAAUCUUUGAGAUACUACGCAAUAUAUAAAAUCGAUGUUUUGCAUUACGGGCAUUCAAUUAAGUACCGAUAUUACUUAGUUUGACGGUAUAUUCAUUGUACAGAGCUAGGCGAAGCAGCGAGACAAGUGUUGUUUCGAAAUGUAUAAACAUUUCAGACGUGUAUUAUAUUGAGAUUUUCUUUGAGAUACUACGCAAUAUGUAAAUUGAUGUUAUGCACGUAAUGCAUUCAAGUGCCGAUAUUAGUUUGACGGUAUAUUCAUUGUACAGAGCUAGGAAGCAGCGAGACAGUGUUGCUUUCAAAUGUAUAAACAUUUCAAACAUAAAUAUUGAGAAAAUCUUGGUUUACGUGUCUAGCACAACGUCAACGGUGCAAACUCGUGUUCAGACUUCAGUGCAACGAGAACUCUACCAGAUCUUACGAGAAUCUAUCUGUAUCAAAGCUUGUCAAAACUGCUACAAACACUGCUAUAACUGUGAAACCAUUGAAAUAUUGAUUACAUGCGAAAAGCUGAAAAUGAAUCAUGAACACAACGUGACCUUCAAAUAACUCAAAGGUCAGUGAGCUUGUUAUUGUGACACGUCACAACUAGGUUAAAUGCGGAAGCGGAUGCGAAACGGAGCGGAUCCACGGAACGGAUAUGGAGAUAAAAUGCGGAACGGAACGGACUUGGAUAAAUCCUCUUUUUUUACGUUUCCGUGUUUUAGAUUUAUGUUUUUUUUGUCAUGGAACACAACGUCGUAGUGCUUAUUAAUUAUUCAUAACAUAUCUUAUAAAGCUAUUUCAAUUAAAGUUGUGACUGGGACAAUAGUCAAAUGUACAAUAUGGGCGCUAAAACGAUGAUGGCAUUGGCAAUAAUCAUAGAUUUAAGUACUAUUUAAAGCACGCGUAGGAGUGUUUUAUCACAUAUAAAACACGACGCGUAGCGGAGUGUUUUAUAUGUGAUAAAACACGACUACAAGUGCUUUAAAUAGCUUCAAAAACGACUCAUCUUAUACGAGUUCAUUGGCGAAGUAAUUUUUAAAAUAAACUUUGUCUAAACCGAGAAAAUCAAAGCUAAAGUUUAUGUAAAUUAACAUGAUUUUUUAUCACAUAUAAAACCACGACACGCUUAUGAUUUUUCUUUGUGUUUUGCUCCUGAAUUAUUAAUGAGUUUUUGAAAUAAGUUUAGCAUAUCAGUAGCCUUGUGGGGAUACUUGGCGACAGCUCCAAUAAAUUGUGUCAGUUCCACGAAGCACGACGUUUCUGAUGUGUUAGGCUUGUUUUAAACGUCGGGUUACUCGUGUGCCGAACGCAUUAAAAACAAUAGAUAAUGAGAUGAAAUGCCUAUGAUAAUUGUUUAUUUCGUAGUGUAACCCAUCAGCUUUUCUAGGUUGUCGGCGAUCCUAUAUAAUCCUUGCAGUGUCUUUCAAUUUCAAACUUUACAACAUAACAGAAAUUAUGCCUUGUCACUAUAAUAUUAUAUGGGGAAAUAAAUAAUAUUACAUAACUCUCGUUAUUCUUCAACCGUAAAGUAUUAUAUUUAAACCAGAUCUUAGCAUUUUUACUGUUGUAACAGUUCCCCGCGCUAUUACGACAUGUGAUUAAGGCUAUAAACCACGCUUGAAAAGCUAUUCAAUUAAUAAGCAUGCCUUAUAGCGUUUGUCUUUGAAACUCUGCACUAUCCUUGGAUCCCUAGUUUUUUGUUAAAUUGCUUUUUAAUACAGGCUACUCCAUCUUGUUUUGGUUGGGGGUGGAACAAACAAAAUUAUACCAUCCCACCAAAACUCAAUUUUAAAGUCGUCAUGGUACCUAAUACCCGAUCGGAGAUUACCCCCUCACAGGCCAAAGGGAUUUACACACGUACAAAUUACACACGUAAAACGCACAAGCUGUAACAAACCUGCAGCAGACUUUUACCAAUGCUGUUCUAACAACUUGUCAACAGGAUGUGUUCCAAGCUUGUUCACAAGUUGUCAACUGCUUAUUGACAACUUGCUGCAGUGUUGUUGUGCUCAACAGACUUGUUCCAACAACUUGUUAUCGUCUUGCAAUUCAACAAUUUCAAGAUCUCCCACGGCCGAAAACUCUUUGUUAUGAUAAAUCGACCAGUACAAAAGAUUUAAUCGUAAACAAUCAGAAUCAGAUUACUUUUGACGAAUUACAUCUUUCCCCAACGGGUUUAGCACCCAUGUCAACAUAUACAAGCGUGAAUAGUACGUGUGCAGUACAAAUAUUAAAACCGUCGAAGCAUGCAAUUGUAAACCACAGUGAAAAACAGAUUAAUCAGUCAUCUGCGACUAAUACCUUUGUUUCGAAUUUAAUCCCAAGAACAGUUACUAAUUCAACUUAUUCAAAUGAAUUUAAAAGAAGACAGAACUUCUGUUUUAACUUAUUAAACAAGGGCGGCCCGACUGAAGAAGGCUGCCACAACAACAAUAAUAAUCCACCUCGAGUGCAAUGUAAGGAUCUGCAUAAACAAGACGUUAACCAAGCUAUCCCCACACGCAUUACCUACCGUAUUCCAUCUAAGGUUAGAGCAAAUCGUCAACAGGGUUUUCGGCCGAGUUAUGCACGCCGACGGGCAGACUGGAUACAGCACCUGGAUUUGGUGCACCGUAUACUGAAUCCUUUAAUGGAAAUCGCAACCCCUGUAUGGCCACAACAUCCUACCUACCCCCCUUUACCACGAUCACAACCCCAGGGUUCCCUCUCACCAAAACGCUCGAGAUAACUCCAACAUCUUAUAAUAUCCCUGUGGUUCAACGAAAUCGCAAAAAUUUUGUUAGAGAUCCUGUUAAGUCGAAAUGCCGUAGCCACGUAAAGUUUAAUUGUAUUGAAAUUAACACGCACCAAGUAAAGAAAUGCCCUCUCCCUUCCCUCCUUGUGUCAAAUGUCUGUCACAUCACAAAUAAGGUGACUGAACUAUCUGCUGUUAUUUCCAAUAACAAAUCAACAAUAAAUUUGAUAGUAGAAUCAUGGUUAACAGACGACGUUCCCAAUAGCUUUAUAAAUAUUGGCGACAACUAUCUUAUUUUUCGUCUUGAUCGACCAACACCGAGGGGUGGAGUUCUAGCGGGGUGGAGUUCUAGCGUACAUCGAUAAAUCGGUACCAGUAUCUCGUCUGCCAAAUCUUGAAGAAGCUGGAAAAGAGGUACUUUGGCUGCUCCUUAAACUCCACCGCUCACCGAGACCCUUUAGUGCUAUCAUUGUGGUCACCGUUUAUUAUCCACCGGGGCAGUCUGUUGAGAAAGAACAUGAAAUGAUAAGCUACCUCACAGAUGGUCUGGACAAGGUCCUUCAUUCUCGUCCUUCGACAGGAAUAAUUAUUGCUGGGGAUUUUAACAAAUUGAAUUUAAGACGCCUAUGUAACCGCUUUAACCUAAAAAAAAUGGUUUCGACCCCCACAAGAGGUAAUAACAUCCUAGACCAGAUUUUGACCAACAUGGCUGACCUCUAUUUACCUGCCAAACAUCUACCUCCCUUGGGUCGUUCUGACCACCAAUGUUUGCUGUUAUCCCCCCAAAAUGUCAACAAGCUUCCCCCUACUUCCAAAAAAGUUAGACUACAUAAACCCGAAAACAAACAAACAUUGAGUAGAACUGUUGCCCUCCAAAACUGGGACAAUGUUUUAAUGGCAACAGAUGUGGAUGAUAAAGUCGAAGCAUUUAAUAGAACGAUACUCUCUUUGCUAGACAAGGCUAUGCCAGAAGUGACAAUCCGAAUGCAUACAUCAGAUAAACCUUGGAUUACCCCAAAAAUAAAGGCACAGAUUAAAGCUAGGCAAAAGGCUUACUGCCGUGGUGAUAAACCCAAGUACGACCAAUUAUGUAAAAAGGUCUCAAAGUUAAUUCGGAAUGCAAAACAAUCGUUUUAUCAUACCGAAGGGAGAGAUCUUCGCCAAAAAGAUCCUGCAAAAUGGUAUAAAACUGUCUAUACUCUUUUGGGUGCUGAAACGAAUCAUAACUCUUUACAAACUCCAUCUGAUGAAGAUCUGUCAAAGGUUGCUGAAAACCUACAAACUGCUUUUACAAACCCAUGGAAAGAUAUCAAUGUUGACCUCCCGGACAUAAAUGAAGUUAAUCACUUACUUAAGGAUACGUCACCACCGCUACCUUCCUUAGGGCAAGUACGUUCCUGCCUAAAGCACCUUAACCCAAAGAAAGCAACAGGGAUAGAUAAAAUCCCUGCCUGGUUUUUAAAGCACUACUGUGAUGAUCUUACGCCAGCGAUACAUAGUAUCAUAACAGGCAGCAUUACCCAAUCCAAGUAUCCCACUGCGUACAACCAUGCAAUUGUAACUCCGGUACCAAAGAUACAUCAACCCAAAGAUAUAAACAACGAUUUCAGGCAAAUUUCUGUGCUUUCUCAUCUAGCUAAAAUGAUAGAGAAAAUCCAGUUGGAACUCAACUCUCAUGAUUUGGCAAUAAAGGACAACCAACAUGCUUUCGUUAAAAAUCGAUCUACUGUUUCAGCCCUGAUCUCGAUGACCCAGAAGUGGUUUGAUGUAACAGAUAACUCCAAUAUUGGAAGAAAAGGGGUCCAUACUGCGUUUUUGGACUUCAAAAAAGCAUUCGACCUUGUCGACCAUAGAAUUCUAUUAAUAAAAUUAGCGGAAAUGAAUGUAUCGAAGGCCUUCUGGUCGUGGGUGUAG
This is a messenger RNA of Paramuricea clavata, 32539 nucleotides long. Lineage: Eukaryota; Metazoa; Cnidaria; Anthozoa; Malacalcyonacea; Plexauridae. The record is from the annotation of a GenBank genome assembly.